CCGACCAACUAGAAAAACUGAAAUUUUCUAUUAUAAACAAUUAUAAUGCUCAAGAAGAAACUAGAGGCCUUGGGGUAUCCCACACCCAGUGAUCUGGCGCUAAGCAAUCGCAAGGACUUUGCGAGCACAAUCCUUUGGCUGGAGGACCAAAAGAUAAGACUAUAUGCAAUAGAAGAUCGCGAAAUUCUGCGCAACGUAGACAAUGCCCAGAUGUGGGAGGAUGGCUACCUGAAGUACUGUGCAGACCUGAAUAUGCCUAGCCUGGGAACACAAAACGAACAGCUCGCCUGGAUUUUGGGUCAUGCCAUACGUCUGGAGUUUCUGGACGAUCCAGCGCAGUAUGAGUCGAUCAACAGCAAGCAAACGCUGCCGAAGAUCAACGGCAGCCAACCACAUCAACAAAAAGUGCAGGUUAUUUUUGAAGGAAAAAUGAAUGUGGAUGACAAAGAAUUUAUUGCUGGAGUGCGCACUCUGGCUGGCCAACUGAAUGUGCCUCAUCAUCCCAAUCAUUUGCUGCAGCUGGAAGCCGUAGCCCGGGUGGUACACGAACGCCUUUCGCCUGCUGCCAGGGGACGCCAGCCCAUCACUGGGACACCCUUUCCCUUUGACAAGGGCAACGAUGUGGUCUCCGCCAACGAUCCCGCCCUUGACCUUCCCAUGCGCAUACUGCGCCUCUUGCAGAUCCAGAGCCUGCGUCAGCUACAGACGCACAUCAACGAGACGAUCGUGUCGGUUCAAAAUCUAACUGCCAAUCCAAAGACUGACACCAAGCUGGGAAAAGUGGGAUUCUGAACGCAGUUUCCAUCGAUCAAAUUCAAUAGCCAAUCAAGAACAGUACAUAACUAAUUGUAAAUUUAAUGAGUCAGCUAGCAAUUACAACCGCCUGUCUAGCGUCGAAAAAAGAA
This is a messenger RNA of Drosophila persimilis, 905 nucleotides long. RefSeq names its product RNA transcription, translation and transport factor protein. Gene Ontology annotation, biological process: tRNA splicing, via endonucleolytic cleavage and ligation. Gene Ontology annotation, cellular component: tRNA-splicing ligase complex. Gene Ontology annotation, molecular function: RNA binding. Lineage: Eukaryota; Metazoa; Arthropoda; Insecta; Diptera; Drosophilidae. The record is from RefSeq and is a predicted model, not a curated record. Bases 46 to 792 code for a protein of 248 amino acids. The transcript is spliced from 3 exons.